Hylaeus volcanicus is the source of this 5655-nucleotide messenger RNA. RefSeq names its product membralin. NCBI's taxonomy places the organism in Eukaryota, Metazoa, Arthropoda, Insecta, Hymenoptera, Colletidae. Bases 438 to 2564 code for a protein of 708 amino acids. Gene Ontology annotation, biological process: response to endoplasmic reticulum stress; positive regulation of ERAD pathway. The record is from RefSeq and is a predicted model, not a curated record. The transcript has 13 exons. Gene Ontology annotation, cellular component: endoplasmic reticulum.
AACUAGUAUUAUACGUGUUUGUGGAAUAUCAAAACAUGAUGAUGAAGUGACAAUUUUACGAGAAUCGUAUUUGUGAAUAUACUUACAACCUGUUCUAUUACGAGUUGAUUAUUAAACAUAUUGACAUACAGAAGGAUAGUAUUGUUGGGAAUAUAGCGUUAUAUUUUCUGUUCAGCUUCGAAACAAGGGUAUCUAAAAUAUAAUUUGAAUGUAGAAAUGUACAUAAACAUGAUUAAGUUCUUUAUACAACAUUUCAUACAUGAAGAUUGUAUGAGUAAAAGUUAUUAACCAUAUGUUGAGAACAAACAUUAUGUGAUAUUUAAAAUGUCACAAGUAAAUGGUGGUGCAAAACCAGUAACAAAUCAUUAAACAGUGCACCUGUACAUAAUAAUCGUAUUACUGUUGGUGCAAUAUAGUCACCUUUAAAUAAUAAUAAUAUGAAUACCACUAGGAAUAAUAACAAUCAAGUCCCAUUAGUUAAUGUAAGGGAUAGGUUGUUUCAUGCAAUAUUUUUUAAAGCUGCAAUAGCAUAUGCAAAAACAUUUCCAAGGCAUGUCAGGAGACUUAUAGAGUUCAUAGUUUUAUUAAAGGCUAUAAUAGCAUUUUUUGUGUUGGCUUAUAUUCACAUAGUAUUUUCACGAGUACCAACUAACUGUCUAGAACAUAUAAGAGAUGAUUGGCCGCGAGAUGGUAUAUUAAGAGUGGAAAUACUUAGAAAUGGAGGAGAAGACUAUAGUAUAGAUAAAACUUAUGUAAAAGAAGAGACAUUGAGACAAGAAAAAGUAGAUGACUUAACUAAUGCUUUGGGAAUAUUAACUAGAGAUGGGUUUAUUAUCAUUGAACCAUCUGCUGUUGAUGAAGAUAGAGACACUGCUAACAUGUCUAAUGAAGAAAAUCACGACAGUUUAACAUUAGCUGAGAAAGACAUAGUUGCCAGACAUGCUACUGUUUUAGGUGAAGCACAAGAUCCAAAUUUAAGUAUAAGUAACACUACAAGUCCUUCACUAUCAACAAAAUUAUGGAACGAAUUAAAUAUAGGCACAAAAGAGAUGUCAGACGAGAAAAUAGUGUCAUUAACAGAUGAGCAAAACAAUACCGCUGAACAAGAUGUAAAUAAAUCAGAUAAGGAAGAAAAUAUACAACCAUUAAAGGAGCAAAAUGGUGAAAUCGAUAAGCUUGCUAGGACAGAUGAUGGGUAUAUUGUAGAAUAUUCAUUAGAAUAUGGUUUCUUGAGAUUGUCACCUGCUGCAAGACAGAGGUUAAACAUUCCCGUAAAAGUUGUUACUCUCGAUCCUAUGAAUGAUAAAUGUUUUGGCGAUGAUUUUUCAAGAUUAAUACUUGAUGUCUUCCUGGGAUACGAUGAUUUAUUGAUGGCGAGCAUCAAGACAUUGGCAGAACACGAAGACAAUAAAGGCUUUUUACGAAAUGUAGUGACUGGAGAACAUUAUCGAUUCGUAAGCAUGUGGAUGGCCAGAACUUCGUAUCUUGCGGCAUUUUGCAUCAUGUUAAUUUUUACUACCUCCGUUUCAAUGUUGCUACGGUACUCGCAUCAUCAGAUUUUCGUGUUUAUUGUGGACAUGCUCCAUAUGUUGGAGUUCAGUUUACCGAUAUCGUUUCCGGCUGCAUCCCUGCUCACGGUGAUCUUGGCUCUUGUUGGAAUGGAGGCAAUCAUGUCCGAAUUUUUCAACGAUACUACAACUGCUUUUUACAUCAUAUUGAUUGUUUGGAUUGCCGACCAGUAUGACGUUAUUUGCUGCCACACAUCCAUUGCGAAGAGGUAUUGGCUUCGGUUCUUCUACUUGUACCAUUUCUCGUUCUAUGCUUAUCACUACCGAUUCAAUGGCCAGUACAGCAGCCUGGCGCUCCUCACAUCUUGGCUGUUCAUACAGCACUCGAUGUUGUACUUCUUCCAUCAUUACGAGCUGCCAAUGAUCGUGCAGCAGGCGCAGUGGCAGAAUCUUCAGCUUCUCAAUCACGGGGAGCUUGGUAGGCCCGAACGUUUACGUGCAUCUCGUCUUCUGGUACCCACUCACGAGGCGGUUCAUAUGCCCGAAGGUUUGCGUGCAUCUCGCCUUCUGGUACCCACUCACGAGGCGGUUCACGUGGCCGAAGGUUCGCGUGCAUCUCACCCUCUGAUCGACAAUGUCGAGAGGGCCGAACGUUCGGACGAAUCUCGCCUUCUGGAUCCCGAUUCGUUGCCUACGCGAGCUGCCACGGAGGGGUCCGAGUUGACAGAAGAACCAUCCACGCCUAGCUCAUCGGAAUCGACCAUUUCCGACGUUGAAGUCGAGGAAGAAGCUAAAACCGCGACGCAUACUGCCCAGAGCGAACAAGAAAACAACGAAGCGACGGAGAACCCGACGACGGCGCCCAGCGCGAACAUCAGGAAGGACACGGAAGCGAAAUCAGUCGCGCCGAUAUCUGACGGUGCCGCUUCCUCUUCCGAGCCAGGGGACAAUGGGUCGUCCACAGAUACUUCCAUGUCGGAAGGCUUUGAAGUGAUCGAGGCUACGGAGGCGACCCGGAAGGAAACGGCAUCCUGUCAGGACAAGCAGGAACAUUAAGCGCCUCGAGUCGUGCCAGUUUCCAUAGCGGAUAGCCUGGGAGAAGAGGUUGUCAUUUCAGAGCGACUGCAUCUGCGACCGGUUGCACCCCGCGGCUGAGGGACUUCGUGGAUCGCAGACAAUUGGGCACACGGACCGUAUCGUUUGUUGUGGAUCCUGCAUGAAGGGGACGGGGCGAAAAGGAAAUAAAACGUUUAUUUUACAACGUAUCGGUAUCGAAGCUUCGGGGAAAGCUCGUCCUUCGGCGGCGCUGGCCCGAGCCGGGCCUGGGGUCAGGUUUUAACGAGUAACUGGGGACUGAGGAUCGGCCGGGUUGAAGCGUGAUAAUUGGUAACUGGAUUUCAUCGUGCACGGGACCAGAUAGCUAGGAAAUAUACUCCUACCGUUGAGGUUAACGUAUGCGAUAUCGUGUUCCCGGUGAUCGGCGAGAAAGACGAAACUUCGUGGGUGGCGGAGCAAUUUUUUCGAAGCGGAUUCUUUUUAAACGUUUGUACAGAGCCUAGGAUAGAUUUUACCGUGAAUUGUUCACCUUUCGUUCGCCGUGACGGGUAAAGCUUUUCCUUUUUGGGGCACCGAGUGCUCGUCUGGAAUGGAAUGGAAAUUUUCUAUUUAACGAAAAAUCAUUAUAUACAUUUUGAAAUUUAUAUUCUGAUCUAUUAAGUCUCUAAGUUUUGUUUCAAAAUUAAUAAAGCCAAUAAUAUUGUAAUCAUGUACGUAAGGGAUUUUUUCGAGAACUGUUCUACGGUAAUGAAUGUUCAUUGCUUUUUAUGUGUAUCAGGAAAAGAAAAUUUUUUUUUUUUUUUUUUUUUUUUUAGAAUAGACGAACAAAUGCGUCUACUUUAGAUUGCUCGAAAAUUGCGGUCAAUUGUGUAUGGAUGUGUGAUUUUUUACUUAAAUCCCUUCCCUUUCUUGUCUAUUUAAAAAAGAAAAAAAAAGAAAAGAAUAUUCAUCACAAGAAUGACAAAAAUCAGGUAGUUUUAUCGAGAAUGUCUGUUGUUAACCUUUUCUUUAAAGAUUCUUUAUUUAUAACGACUCUGUUAAAAAAUAUACAAAUUCAAGGAAACGAGAACGUGAUACAUAGUAACACAAAAUGCAAAACGAAGGGCCGAGGUUGAGCUAAUUGCUAAUCAUUUUGUAACACAUAUUACGAAACAUUUAUCGCUUUACCCCGAUGAUGCGAUGCGGUUUUAAUCUAAUUAGUAUAUUUUAUAAAAUCUUAACAAGAAACUGUUACACGUUUUCAAUUUCGCGUUCGAAAUCACCUUCGGAAUACAAGCAAAUUUCUUCCUUAAUUUACAAAUGGCGGAAACAAAGAAAAAAAAUACCAGGUAAAACUUUCUUUUCCAUCAAGAAGUUAAUUAAAUGAUUUAUAUUGUACUCCGAAGGUGGUUUCCAGAUAUUUCUAGAAUACAUUUACCGAUAAGGGUUUACAACGAGGUCGAGUACGUUCUAACGAUUAGCAACAAAUGAUCGUUGACUAGAUUCCUAGUAUACGUUCGCAGAGUUCAGGGAUAAUCCAACAUCGGUUCCGUUUAUAAUCGUUUACAUAUUUCGUUUAUUUAUUAUUAUUUAAAUGUUCAUGCAUAUUCUCUCGUAGCUAGGUAUGGGUUAUUAAAGUUUAACGUUUUAGAACGAUGGUUUUGGUUUCGCCUACGAGUUCGUUCAGGGAUAUUCUAACACCUGUCGGUCGAGCUAGCAUCGACCGUGACGAAUCUUUCUAUUGAUAAGUACCGUUUGUACAGAAACAACCGAGACUUAAGUCGAGCGAUUCGUUCGUAUCUCGCGGCAAGUUCUUCGAACGUUAUCCUUAGGCUUAAUUAACUAAGUUGCUUAGUUAGUAAUUUCACACGCGGGAAUUGUAGCGUGCCAGCGGCGCGUGUCGCCGUAACGAACAACUUUCGCAAGUUAACGAUCAAAACGAUGAAGGGUGGAACGAGAACUGUGUGUACAUUACGAGCGUCAACGUAAACGGAUCAUUCGCGGUUCUACGUUCACGUGCUAUUUAACGCUUGAUCGCUGAUUAUUAUUAAAUAAGUUUUACUGUAACAUACGUCUGAGACGAGGGGGUGGGGAUAGCUCCACAUGCUAGAUCAACGUCAUUUUUCUGGGUCUACUCGAAAUCAGUGAUAAAUGCUUCAGUGUCAAUGUUUUCGUCGACACUGACUACGAUUGAUUAAUUAAUCUUUUCGCCUUACACUUGUCGUAACAGUGCAAAGACCAUAACCAUCGAAAGAGAGGGAGGGUCUAUAUCUUAAAAUGCAUUGAAAUUUGAUUUUAACAAAUUAUUUUAUUUCCUCGAUAAUAUCUUUUAAUCGUGUUAAAAUUAAUUUUUAUACAUUUUAUUCCAAAUAAUGUUAAUCUGGCAUAAUGUUUACAAUGGAAUUUGAACGUCCAGAAAACGACUACACUGUAAACGAAAGUACACACCGAAUUAGCACUUGGUGUCUAUGAAAAUUAGCUUCAGUAACACAUAAGUUCUGCUAUAUUUUGUCAAGGAAAGCUUGACGAUUAAAAGAUUGUCCUCGAAACGUCAGCUGAUGAUUUCGAGUAGACCUUCUUUUUCUAUAUAGGUUUCAACGCGUUUCGACGGGAAACGUGAAACCCGCGGCGCAUUGAGAUUAGUUUCUAAGAGAGGCGAUCGUAGAGUAAGAGAUUAACUGGUGACAGAAUUUGUUAAGAGGUACUCACUUUGCACAUAUAUUUAUUCAUUUGCUAUCGACGUUACUCUAUCCUUGUGUACAUGCAAAUCGUGUCUUGAAAGCGGAAUCAGGUUGGACCCGAGUGUGUUCGCUAAGUUUUUGCUCAAACACGGCUCGAAUGGCCGAUCGUUUGACGGCGAGAGAUGUCUAAACGAUUUUACACGCAAAAGUUGCCGAGACAGCCUUUUGGUAUCGUAGAGAAACGAAUGGCCGAUUGUUGUUUUAAAUGUUUUUAAUGUACAAAUAUCCGCCUAUGUAAAAUAUUUUCCUAAACUAAUUAUGUCCGUAGGAGUCUCUCUUUGAUUGUACAUAUUAUUACAUUAUAUUAUUAUUACAAUUAUACUAUUCCUGAUCUUACUGGUAGAUUACAAAUAAACGUAAAGGUGUUGCAA